AUGCCUACCUGUUACUAUAAGUCCUACUACAACUGCGCCGACUAUUCCGACAAAAAAUCGGACCCACGUCUAUGCAAAUCCUGCAUCACCAAAGUCAGGCUGGACCGCAUCGAAGAAUACAUCAUCAAGGGGCUCCUCCUACCUCCUGACGAUCCAGACCCAGCGUUCGAAUGGGAAAUUCUCCCCAACAAUCGCGACAUCAUAAUAACCAAGAAUUGGAAAACGGGGGAAAUCGUAACCGCAGAACAAAUCCAAGCAGCCAAAGAAUGGGAGGACAGGAAUGAGAAACGCAGUGGAGAAAAAAAACAAAAGGUAUAUAGAAAAGAGAAAGAUGGAUGUUUGUUCUAUCCGGUAGAGGAUCAGGAGAUCAGGACUCAGAAUCUUCAUAAGGUUUGUAUGAAUUAUAAUGAGAAGAUGCCGGAGUCGUCGAUGGCUCAGGAUAUGAGGCUUGCUCGGUGGAUGAAACAAUGGAAUCCGAAGAAGUGA
Messenger RNA from Sclerotinia borealis F-4128, 486 nucleotides. The record is from the annotation of a GenBank genome assembly. Lineage: Eukaryota; Fungi; Ascomycota; Leotiomycetes; Helotiales; Sclerotiniaceae.